This is a messenger RNA of Effrenium voratum, 1941 nucleotides long. The record is from the annotation of a GenBank genome assembly. NCBI's taxonomy places the organism in Eukaryota, Dinophyceae, Suessiales, Symbiodiniaceae.
AUGAGCGAGCCUUUGAGCGGGGCGAGCCUCAUCGAGAAUGGCUGGUUUUUGGAGAAGAACAGCCAGUGGCCUGGCCAGGCCAACGCCCUGCAGGUGAAGGAGGUGCUCCUGCACAAGCGCACCAAGUUUCAGGACCUCCUGGUCUUUGAAUCCACGAGUCACGGCCAUGUGAUCGUGCUGGAUGGCGUGAUCCAAAUCACCGAGCGGGACGAGAUGUCCUACCAGGAGAUGCUGACGCACCUGCCAAUGUUCUCCGUGGACAAUCCCACGCAGGUGCUCAUCAUCGGGGGCGGGGAUGGCGGAGUGCUGCGGGAGGUGGUGAAACACCCCUGCGUCCAGAAGGUCACUUGGUGCGAGAUUGACGGAGAUGUGGUGGACGCAGCCAAGCGAUUUAUGCCCAGUGUGGCUGUGGCUGUGGGAGAUCCCAAAGUGGAGCUGCUGGUGGGGGACGGCGUGGCCUUUGCCGAGAACGCCAAGGCCAGGGGGUUCAUUGAGGAGGAGUUCGCGGAGGAGAAGUACGAGGAGAAGAAGAAGGAAAGAUCUAGGCCUUUAUCCCGGAGCCGAGCGGCGCUACCCGGCCUCGCAUCUAUGACAGAUGCCCGUGUGGCGGAGCUGAAGGAUGCGUGGGCCAAGAGAGGUGGAGAUGAGGCGACCUUCAACGAGAUGUUGGGUCGAGGAGUGGACCCGAUGAGGACGGCCUGGAUCGCAGGUGAGAUGGUGAGGAAUGAGCUGAUGGACCUGGCCGAGAGUACUUUAUCCCCCAACUGCCUGAUUGAGUACCAGUGCUGGGAUAACCAUUGGCGUGAUCAAGGCCAUUCACUGCUGCAAGUGGUGGAUUGGUUCAAGAAGGAGGAUCGACUACUGACGGGGCGUCAUCUGAUAGCAUCCGACGGCUACUACCAGCACUACGCGGAGGAGAGCUUGAAUCUGGAAAGUGGUGUGUAUCACCUUUGCCAGGGUCCAGCCCGGAGCUGCCGCUACCGAAUGCCCCGUGGGAGUGCCCGAGAGCUGGUACACAUUGACAAGUGGCGGCUCCGACUCCUGGAGCAGGUGAUCAAGACUGCCUAUAGCAGUGGUGUGGGGCUCCGACUCCUCAAAGAUGAGGGGGAGAAAAGAGAGCUGCCAUUGGGCAACCUGCCAUUGCCGGCAGCCCCUCAGUCGGGCGAGGGCCCUUUGGACCAAGCCGUGAAAGAGAGUAAAAAGGCGAUUGGUGAAAUGGAGGAGUUCUGGAGGAAUGAAGGGGAGAGAGUUGACGAGAGAGAAACGCGACCAAGGCAGAGGUCUCGGUCCCGUCGUCGGAGGCGAGGUGAAGAUGAUGAGUUGGGAGAUUUGGUGCAGCAAAGGAUUAGGGCGGAGAGAUCCAGGAAGAGAAGCGCGAAAAGGACCCGCUCCGAGGACCGAAGGCACAAGCGAAAGGAGCGGAGGAGAUCGAGCAGGGACUCGCGCUCUGAGGAUGCGCUUUUUCGCGUGGCCCCCGCCCGGGGGGGGCGAGAUGUUCAAAAGGUAGCAGAGAGGGAACCCGGGAGGCUGGUGAAGGAGGCUUUGAUCGAGAUGGGCCGGUACCUGGAAGGGAAAACUGGCGAGGCAGGCGAAGAGCAGUGGAAGACAAGGAAGUUCAUGGCCUACAUAAACCAGAUCAUGCUUGUGAGCCACCCCCCUGGAAAGAUAGGGGUGCGAAAUCACAGAGAGGUCAUCACGGUCGGGACCGCACUGGACCUCAUCCUAGAAGGUCGGAUCAUGGGCGCGGCCGACCUUCUGGUGCAGAGGCUGAAGGCGCUGGAACAGAGCUUCACCGACAACACGUGGGCAACAGCUCGUCAUCAAGAGCUCAUCCCGCCCAGCGCGGCUUCCAUCAGCGGGCUAGAGGAGCGCGAUUUGGCUAUGAGGGCGGAGUUGAAGGCGGUGAAGCUCAAGGAAGCGCUGGAGAAGCGGAAGAAAUAG